AUGGAUGAUUUUGAUACCAUCGAAUCAGUAAUCAAGGACCAUAUCAUACCGAUAAGCCUUUCGCGCGACGAACGGAUCGAGCCUCUGUUGGGUAUACAGCCAUCCUUUACCAUGAUGAAUAGGGAAUACCUGAGCAUGAAAGUCAUGGCCACGCGAUGGUUGAAGUCCAGAGAUUUCGUUGUUGACGAUCGAGUGGAGAUUGGGAAUGGCCUGUACAUCGAUUAUUACACUGAGUUUGAUGAUGAAUGGCCCUGUUCGUACAUGAAAAAGAACAAGGAGAUUAACAGCAGGCCGGGCAACAUGGUAUCGAAGCUAUUUGCAUGGCACAAUGCAUACAGCAGCUUUUCAGGCAAGAGGCAUAUCCAAUUCAUGGCGAUGUGCAGUGGCCCGGACAUCAAGAGCGGCAGCAACAUCCUUUGCUUUGGUCUGAAUAUCAAGGAUAUCCACAUCACCACUGGGCGCCUGGGUGCCAUUGACUUGAUCGAGUCAAAGCCGGGUGUCAUGUCCGAGUCCUUUGACAGCGCACAGCCAGACGUCAAACUGAUAUUGGAAACGUGCGCACUCCCCAGAGAACUUGCAUCGACUUACAAGAGUGUGAACAAUCAGACAUCGAGAUAUAUCCAAUCUAUAUUACCAAGCUUGAAACCACUGGAUCAGGUCAGGGUCGAUCGCUUGAAUGCGGCAAUGAUCGAGAUCGCCAAUGAUUCUUCCAAGAUGAUCACACAGAAUGGGUUCCAAUUUCACAGGGAGGGUGUGCUUUCUGGUGAUUGCCUUACGAUUUGGAACAACACGGUAGACCUAAACAUGGUCUUUUUACAGAAUGCAUUGGACAACAAGAUCAAGAAUCACUAUGGCUGCCCAGCGGAUUCGUUCGGCCUGGUCAUGUCAUGCCUGAAGAUCUGUGGGGUUGGGAUCGAUGAGGUCAUUGAUGCAAAUACCGCAGACUCCUUUAUGCGCGCAUUCCCUUGUUACGUGUCCACUGCGAUCACCUAUGCAUCCGAUCUCAAGAAGGAUCCCAACACCGGAUCCUUUGAGAUGAGUGAAGACAUAAGCACACCCAUGUCGGACAAUGUCUAUGAGGACAAGGCCUACAGCGCGGCGAUCCUGAAAAGGCUUUUGAUCUCGAGGGGUUUGAAGGUGGACGGGGCUGGCUUGUCUGGUUUCAAGAGGUCCUACCAUGACAGCAUCUUCUAUGACGAUUGCGAGGGCGAUGCCAGCAUACUCAAGAUCUGCUUUGGCAUGGCGCAUCGCUUCUGUCAGAGCGCCAGCCGUAUUUCCAAGGCGUGUGAUCACGAGAAGCUGGCCGGGACCAUCAAAUCAUACUCGAUCAUGCAGGAUUGGUCUCUAGAGGACAUCCGGAAAGGGUUGGUCCAGUGCAAGCAGCUCUACAGUCACAUCAAGGAUUCUAGUAUCCAGCUGCUUCUCAUGAGCGCAAAGGCCCCGAACGUGGAGAAGUCGAGUAUCUCCAAUGGUGACGGGGUGGGGUAUGAAAUCUGCGGGCAUUGCGCUGCCAUGACGAGCCAUAAAGGCAAUCUUUACCUGGCCGAGAUGACUGCGCCCGUCUACAUGCUCUCGUUACAAUCGGGGAAAGCAUCUACGCACGGGGUCCCGGAUGCGGAUCUGAACAAGAUGAAACGUUCUUACAACAAGGUGAUCGAGAUGAAGAAGAUGAUGAAGGAGCUUGCUAUGAAGAACAAGGCAUCGGAUGAUCUGGUCACUGAAGAUCUAUUCUAUUCCCAGCUUUGCAAUGACUGUGCCCCGGACAUUGGCAGAUCCAAGGUAUGGCUGCACAUGAAGGACCUUGAUGGGGUCUUUUGGCAUAUCGGGGGCAUUCUUGGUGAUAAGAUGUUGAUGUUACCCGACACAAAGACGGUUGGCAUACCCGUAUCAGAGCUCAUUAAGCCAGGGAUGGCUGAGCGUGUCAAGGCCAUAAAGAUCAAUCAAUCCAAGGAAGAGAUGGACGAGUUCAAUCUCAUCUCCACGUAUGCAACACCUCCCAUCCUCCCCUACAUCAAGGUCUUUCAAAAGAACGUCAGCCCACCGCUGAAGUCAUCUAUCUACCCCAUCUCAUUGCCCACCAUCCCACUUGUGUAUGGUACACAGAAGCAGAGCGAGGCGAAGAAGUUGGAUGCCUGGGUGAAGGAGGAACCGACAACCCGAUUUACUUGCACGAUAGGAAACAAGUUGAUUGCAGUACAAGUAGUCCCAAGGAUGGAUUUGAAAGAGAUUGAGAACCAUUCUCUUCCUGUCAAUACCAAGUUCUGUCUGCAUUAG
This is a messenger RNA of Guillardia theta CCMP2712, 2274 nucleotides long. RefSeq lists its product as hypothetical. NCBI's taxonomy places the organism in Eukaryota, Cryptophyceae, Pyrenomonadales, Geminigeraceae. The record is from RefSeq and is a predicted model, not a curated record. The coding region runs from base 1 to 2274 and encodes 757 amino acids. The transcript is spliced from 4 exons.